Messenger RNA from Impatiens glandulifera, 747 nucleotides. RefSeq lists its product as uncharacterized. The transcript has 3 exons. The coding region runs from base 108 to 611 and encodes 167 amino acids. NCBI's taxonomy places the organism in Eukaryota, Viridiplantae, Streptophyta, Magnoliopsida, Ericales, Balsaminaceae. Gene Ontology annotation, molecular function: iron ion binding. The record is from RefSeq and is a predicted model, not a curated record.
CGAUCACUCAUCGUCUAAACUCCCUAUCCUUCUUCUUUCUUCAUUACCCCCUCUUCUAGUUCAAUUCCAUCACACACAUACAGACAGAGAUAAUAAUAAUAAUAACAAUGGCCCUGAAGCUAGCGAUGAGUAGUACUACUACAACAGCAGCAGCACUACCACCGCCAAGCUUAGCCACCACCGGCAAUGGCGCCGGAUUACGACUACAGACCGAUCGAUUCGCUCUAAAGUCAUCUUUCUUCUCUCCUUCUCUUAAUCUCUUACUCCCCACUCGCCCCCCGCCUGUAGCUACUACGGCGCCUAAAUUCUCCAUGCGCGUAUCCUCCAAACAGGCCUACAUAUGCCGAGACUGCGGCUAUAUUUACAAUGACAAAACCCCAUUCGAUAAACUACCCGAUAAUUUCUUCUGUCGAGUUUGUGGAGCUCCAAAGAGGAGAUUCAAGCCAUAUACUCCAGCAGUGUCAAAGGAUGCUAAUUCCACCGAUGUCAGGAAAGCCAGGAAAGCUGAGUUAAAGAGAGAUGAAUCCGUUGGGAAAGCAUUGCCCAUUGCAAUUGCUGUUGGAGCUGUUGCACUAGUUGCUUUGUAUUUCUACAUCAACAACUCCUUCUAAACUCAAGGACUAAGCUUUCUAGCUACAUCUCUAUUGGAUUUUUUUUGUUAUGAUAUUGGUAAGUUUGAAAUUCUUAUUUCCAAAAUCAGUCAGAAUUAGAAAUAAACCCUGAUUUUUUAUGAAUUGGAUUCUUCUA